GCAGAAAUAGGUCAUGGGCUGAGGACUAUAUUACAGGUGUCACACUGGCGGCCCUCCAGCUGUUGUGAAACUACAAGCCCCAUCAUGCCUCUGCCUUUGGAAGUCAUGCUUGUAACUGUCAAUCUUGCAAUGCCUCAUGGGACUUGUAGUUUCACAACAGCUGGAGGGCCGCCAGUUUGACACCUCUGUUGCGAAACUACAAGCCCCAUCAUGCCUCUGCCUUUGGGAGUCAUGCUUGUAACUGUCAAUCUUGCAAUGCCUCAUGGGACUUGUAGUUGGACAACAGCUGGAGGGCCACCAGUUUGACACCCCUGCU
This is a messenger RNA of Staurois parvus, 316 nucleotides long. Lineage: Eukaryota; Metazoa; Chordata; Amphibia; Anura; Ranidae. The record is from the annotation of a GenBank genome assembly.